Molecule: messenger RNA, 903 nt
Organism: Cyprinus carpio (common carp)
Lineage: Eukaryota; Metazoa; Chordata; Actinopteri; Cypriniformes; Cyprinidae
Product: adipose-secreted signaling protein-like
Source: RefSeq, a predicted model, not a curated record
AUAGCUGGGGCACCGGCCCGGACCUCUUGCCUCCACAUUUCGUUUUUAAUGAGGGAGAGGUAGAAAAGGAGAGCUAGAUGUUAAGUAACCAUCAGUAACCAAUGGCUGUAGCUAUUUUUUUCUGACCGCGCGCAGCGUCAGACCUCCAAACGCUGCGUUCGAGGGGACUGAUGGCACAGAGCUUCAGGCAACACCACAGACCUCCUUCCACUGUACAGCAGCUACAUGUAAGACAGGGGUCAUUCUCUCUAACUCAGUGUCUGUUAUUUAGAGAUGAUAUCAAAUUGACGCCAAUCAUCAUCCCUGGAUUUCCCUGGCCUUAUGUUGAAAUGGCAACAGGAAGGAAAAGCUCCACUUCAAAAGGUGGAGUACAUUUCCCUGAUGAUGAUGAAGACAUUUCCAUUAACAAAAGCUAUGAUGAAAAGCUUCAAGAUAAAGUCAUCUCAGCUCUACCAGAACCUGACGGUGCAUAUCUUGUUAAGGUGGGAUUUUUAAGGAGCCAUCACAAAUAUGAAAUCGUCUUUUCUUUGCCGCAAGUCCCAACACUGGGCAAAGAUGUCUCCCUUUCUCCCGCACUACGCAGUACUGCAAAACCACGACUACGUGCAACACGCAUUACACCACGCCCUGAUGGGGGAGUCAGGGUGGUUUGUGAGUAUAGCGCUCAGCAGGAGGGAGUGGUGCAAGAGGAACUCACCUUAGUCAACAGGAGCAGAAGGGACAGCAGCAUCCGAGUUCGAUUACAGGCCAGAGUCAUGGAUCGCCACCAUGGGACACCAAUGUUACUCGAUGGAGUGCGGUGUGUUGGUGAAGAAAAACACACAAAAUAAUGACACAGAGAAGAUGUGAUUAAAUUGGUUUGCUUGUGUAAUUGAUGAAAAUAAACCAAAAUGAAUCAAUGCA